GUAAAAACUAACAAAAUGAAUUCGCUGACAUGGAUUCUGGCAGUUUUGUUCGUCACACCGGCCGCUUCAUACUUCAUUCACGUUGAUGCCAAUGAGGAGCAAUGCUUUUUCGAUCGAUUAACGUCAGGAACCAAAAUGGGUCUGAUGUUCGAAGUUGCUGAAGGAGGAUUCCUCGAUAUUGAUGUUAAGAUUACCGGACCAGACAAUAAAGAAAUCUAUAAAGGAGAACGUGAAUCAUCAGGAAAGUUCACUUUUGCUGCCCAUAUGGAUGGAGUCUACACUUAUUGUUUCGGAAACAAGAUGAGCACGAUGACGCCGAAAGCUGUAAUGUUCACCGUCGAAAUCACUGAGCCACAUCAGCAAGCACCAGGAGCAGCCGCUAAUCAAGAUGCUGCCGAUAAUGCCAAGCUUGAAGAAAUGGUUCGUGAGCUAUCCUCUGCUUUGAUGUCAGUGAAACACGAGCAAGAAUACAUGGAAGUUAGAGAGCGUGUUCACAGAAAUAUCAAUGAAAACACGAACUCUCGCGUCGUUAUGUGGGCCGCUUUCGAGGCUUUCGUAUUGGUUGGAAUGACUGUUGGACAGAUUUUCUACUUGAAACGAUUCUUCGAAGUACGGACAAUGGUUUAAACUUCGCAUCCUGUCAACUACGUGUCUUUUUUCGCAAUCCAUCAUAUUUUUGCCCUUUAUUUAUUUCUUCUUGUUAAUUGCUGGUUUCUGGUUUUCAAAAUGAGUGAUUUUAUGUAGAAUUUGAGUAUUAAAUUAUGAAUUGUAAAUUUU
Messenger RNA from Caenorhabditis elegans, 777 nucleotides. RefSeq names its product Suppressor/enhancer of lin-12 protein 9 (gene sel-9). The record is from RefSeq and is marked reviewed. Gene Ontology annotation, cellular component: cytoplasmic vesicle membrane; COPI-coated vesicle membrane; Golgi membrane. NCBI's taxonomy places the organism in Eukaryota, Metazoa, Nematoda, Chromadorea, Rhabditida, Rhabditidae. Bases 16 to 627 code for a protein of 203 amino acids. The transcript has 4 exons.